AUGUCUUACGAGAUUCCUGAAGAGCAAAUUGCAGAGGACUUUGCAGCAGCUCUUGCAGACCUCAGCAUGAACUCGCGUUAUGAAAUCAGUAAUCUUACCUUGAUCGCUCGCGAAAAUACGGCUUCAGCACUUGUCAUCUCAGAGGCAUUGAAGACUCAUAUUAAGCAGACCUCUCCCUCUAAGAAGCUGCCUGCUUUCUAUGUCCUCGAUUCCAUUAUCAAGAACGUUGGUACCCCGUACACCCUGUUCUUUGGCAGACAGCUCUAUUCGACUUUCAUGGAAUCAUAUGCCCUAGUGGAUAACAAUGUUCGGUCCAAGAUGGUUGAAAUGUUGAAGACUUGGAAAGAACCCGUUCCCGGAUCCAUGGAUACCAGACCUGUCUUUCCACCCGAGGUUACACGGCCUAUCGAGAAUGCCCUCAUCAAGGCCCGGACAUCCUUUCUUCAAGCUCAUCAAGAGCAGACCCGAAAUCAGCAGAGUGCUAUGGGCCGUGGGCGUGCACAAUCCACUCCAUACCGCGAGACUCCAACACCUCCAAGUAAUUAUCGGCCUCCAACUCAAUCUGCUCAACCUGCUCCUGGAUAUACUGCGAACUAUACCCCGCAGCAAUAUCCGGCGUCUAUGAAUGUGCAGCAAUACUCAUCACAGCAAGCUCCUGCUCCACAACCACCAUACACGACCCAGUUGCCACCAAAUGGACAACAAUACCCCUCUCAACAAAAUGGCUACCAGCCCCACGGUUUACCCCCUCGCCCUCCAAAUCAACAAUAUCCCCAAGCUUUGCCAAAUUCUUCAAGUUGGCAGCAACAACGAUAUCCAACCCCGCCUCAACCGUCAUACCAAUCUCAAGUGCAGGCUGUUGGCUACACUGCUCCCGCGAGUAGCUUGGCUGCCUUAAAUUCUGAUAUUGAGAACUUGAUCAAUGAAACAAAGGCGGAGUGGUCGCGGAAUCCUCAUGAGGUUAACUUUCAACCAAAGAUAAAGGCUCUGUUAGACCUACAAACCGUCUUGCGAAGCCAAACGCUUCCGCCAGACCAGAUUUCUCUCAUUCAAAAUCAAGUAGAUCAAUUAAAGCAAGCCCCACAGUCUGCACCUAUCAUGCAGGCUGCUCCGGCUCCCCUACCUCCAACACCUGUAGUGGCUCCUCCUCCUGUACAGCAACCCACACUGAGCUCUCUUCUUGGUCCUGGUGCUCUUGCAGCGCUACUAGCGAGACAGUCUGCAACUCCUCAACCAAGUUCUGCAGUGCCUGCUACUAUUCGGUCCCCCCCCCAAAAUAACAGCCACCCCUUUCAGCCACCCUCUUCUGUUGCUCCUGCUACGACACCGGUUCCAGAUCCAGCAUCUCUGCUAGGGCGCUUACGGGCCGCUGGUAUGCUUCCUGGACUUGCAGCAAGUACAGCACCAACGCCACUCAACUCCUCCACUUCUGUUGCUCCCCCGCCAUUCCUAAAUACUCCUCCCUCGGCAGCAAGAACGCCUCUGGCAACGAUACCCAAUGAUGUCAUCCUGAAGCCUGCUUCACUGAAGAUUCCUCGACCUCACCUGAUCGCAAGUCUAUAUGAACAGCUAGGUGCACCAUGCACGCAAUGUGGCAGACGGUUUCAGUCAGACCAAGAAGGCAAGAAGAAGAAAGCAGCUCACAUGGAUUGGCACUUCCACGUCCGUCAGCGUAUGGAUGAGGCUGAAAGCAGAGGUCAGCAUAGAAGCUGGUAUGUCGAUGAAUUGGACUGGAUCAGGUCUCGUGAGGUCGAAGGCGAGUCUGGGACUACCACUGCAGAUUCUUCGCAAAGUUCUAACAGUGCUGCGGCGGCCAAGAAUCCCAAGUUGCAGUUCAUACCAGCUCCUGAUGAUCCCGCCCUUGCUGCUGUGCCAUGCCCCAUUUGCCAAGAGAAAUUCGAGAUGAAGUGGCUUGAUGAGGCACAAGAGUUUGUGUGGAUGGAUGCCAAGAAGGUUGGUGACAGGAUUUAUCAUGCAAGUUGUUUUGCGGAGGCAACCAAGGACGUAAAUACAAAGGCAAAGCGUGGUACUCCAGAGCCUGUUCUGGGCAAGCGUAAGGCAGAGGAUGAUGGCUUUGCAUUCAGAGCAAAGAUCAAGUCUGAACCAGUGGCUUGAAACUCAUGCCUGUAUUUUGACAUAGACGA
Mollisia scopiformis is the source of this 2144-nucleotide messenger RNA. RefSeq lists its product as uncharacterized. Gene Ontology annotation, molecular function: RNA polymerase II complex binding; mRNA binding; phosphatidylinositol binding. Gene Ontology annotation, biological process: termination of RNA polymerase II transcription. The record is from RefSeq and is a predicted model, not a curated record. Bases 1 to 2115 code for a protein of 704 amino acids. NCBI's taxonomy places the organism in Eukaryota, Fungi, Ascomycota, Leotiomycetes, Helotiales, Mollisiaceae. The transcript is spliced from 6 exons. Gene Ontology annotation, cellular component: cytoplasm; mRNA cleavage factor complex.